This is a messenger RNA of Phaeoacremonium minimum UCRPA7, 1053 nucleotides long. RefSeq names its product putative cystathionine gamma-synthase protein. The record is from RefSeq and is a predicted model, not a curated record. The transcript has 2 exons. The coding region runs from base 1 to 1053 and encodes 350 amino acids. NCBI's taxonomy places the organism in Eukaryota, Fungi, Ascomycota, Sordariomycetes, Togniniales, Togniniaceae.
AUGAUUCCCUUCCUCGAGGUCUCCCACCUCGCCUCCUCCACCUCCUUCUACUCAGCUGUCGUACAGCCUCUCGGGCUCCGCUACAUCUCUGCCGGCUCUGCCUCCGUCACUUUCGGCACCGCCACCUUCCCUCCUGUCCCCGUCCUCGAGCUCCGCCAGGUCACUCCAACCCCAGCCCGGCACCUCAAGCCCUCGCGCCUGGUCCUCUCCGCUGGCUCUCCUGCCGCCGUUGACGACUUCCACGCCUUCGCCCACAGAGCCAGCGCCAGCUCCACCCCGGCCGCCCUACCGCAUUCCGGUCGCUCCCUAGGACCUGGCGACACAGCCAGCGUUGGCUCGGCAGACGAGGCUGGCGAGAGACGUGCGAAGAUCACCGAUUUCGACGGCAACAUCAUGGAGGUCGUCUACGUGCCACCCCCAGACUACCCAUCCCGCUUCGGCGGCUCGACCGUCAGGAAGACCCAAUCCACUCACGACGAGGUUACCAGGAUCCUUGACUGGAACUACGACGUUGCAUCCUCAGUCCCUCCCUCUGCUGCCGCCACUUCUGUCCGGGGAUCCAACCUGGCCCUGUCGAGACGGCCCGGCCGCUACCCGGAUGACGAGCCCUACUCCCUCCUGCGCCGGAGCGUCACUACCACGUCAAUGCUCGAGCCAACUUCUGCCCCUUCCCCCCGCCAAAAUUCCAACGGCCUGAGCACCGGUGCCGUCGUUGGGACGCUGCUUGGAGUUGCUGCCGCUGGCGCCGCCGCAGGUGCCGCCUUGACAUAUAGCAUGAUCAAGAGUGACCGCGCCCGGGCCCCGCUGCAGGAGUUUGAAGCCCCUGCCUUCCAGCGAAGGUCCACCUUCCCGGAGCCCUCUCCUGAUCGCCGCGGUCGCUUCAUGGAGGUGGAGCGGACGGUUGAGAAGGUCCGCUAUCCCGAGGACUACACGCCCGUGGCGGCGGAUCACCGCCCUGCGCCUUCUUACAUAGCUCGAUACAGCCAGGCGCCCGCUUCUCGAAGUAAAGAACGCGGCACCUCCGCCGUCUAUCCGUCGCAGCUCGACCUUUGA